GGCAAGUUUGCGAGUUGCGGGUGGGCGCCUCGCCCGCCCUGCCCUCGACGUCCCGCUUUGCGGCAGGGCGCGGCAGCAGGCCGGGGCGCGCGGCUCGGCGGCGGCCGCCUAUGAAGGACUCCUUCUCCGCGGGCUCCGCCGCCAGCGCUGGGCAGGAGGCGGCGGCGAGGCGCGCCAUGGACGGCGGCGGCGGCGCGCCGGCGGCGCUGGAGAAGGAGGCGGCGGACCUGACGGUGAUGGACGUGUACGACAUGGCCUCGGCGGUGGGCCAGGAGUUCGAGCGGCUCAUCGAGGUGCACGGCUGCGAGGCCGUCGGCCGCCUGAUGCCCAAGGUGGUGCGCGUGCUGGAGGUGCUGGAGGUGCUGGUCGGCCGCAACCACCUCAACCCGGAGCUGGAGGAGCUGCGCCUGGAGCUCGACCGCCUCCGGCUGGAGAGGGCGGAUCGCAUCGAGAAGGAGAGGAAGCACCAGAAGGAGCUGGAGCUGGUGGAAGAUGUGUGGCGAGGGGAAGCCCAAGAUCUCCUCACCCAGAUUGCUCAGCUGCAGGAGGAGAACAAGCAACUGCUGACCAACCUCUCGCACAAAGAUGUGAAUUUCUCGGAAGAAGAGUUCCAAAAGCAUGAAGGAAUGUCGGAAAGGGAGAGGCAAGUAAUGAAAAAGCUGAAGGAAGUGGUAGAUAAACAGAGGGAUGAAAUCCGAGCCAAGGACAGAGAGCUGGGGCUGAAGAAUGAGGAUGUAGAAGCGCUGCAGCAGCAGCAAAAUAGGCUAAUGAAAAUCAAUCAUGACCUUCGCCACAGAAUCACCGUGGUGGAGGCUCAAGGAAAAGGACUCAUAGAGCAGAAAGUGGAGCUGGAGGCGUAUCUGCAAACCAAGGAGCAGGAAAUGGGAGCACUGCGGGCUGAGCUGGGAAAGCUCAGAGAGAAGCUUCAGGGAGAGCACAGCCAAAACGGAGAAGGUGCUCUGGUGGAAGAACCAAACCACGAAGAAUACAUCUCGGAAUCGGAAAAGAUGGCCAUGGAUUUGAAAGACCCAAAUCGCCCCAGGUUUACUUUGCAGGAGCUGAGAGAUGUUUUACAUGAGAGGAACGAACUGAAGUCUAAAGUCUUCCUGCUGCAAGAAGAACUUUUGUAUUAUAAGAGCGAUGAGGCUGAUGAAGAAACAAGAUCCCCUCAACCUACACCCGUCAUUCAUUCAAAACCAUCCGCUCAGCCAGAGUCUGGUAUCAAACGGCUGUUUAGCUUCUUCUCCCGUGAUAAGAGACGGAUGCAAGCCAGCCAGAGAAGUGCCCCCUUCCAGAAUUCCUUUGGCGAAUGGGCCGACUCAAACAAAGACGAUGUGUACACCGAACAAGGGCUUGAAGCCUUGCAGCAUCUGUGACAGCACAAGGGGAACGGUUUGGCUGCUUUGGUAACAAAUGUGGAGGAACUCGCAUAGCAGACAGCGGCACCAGGAUGCGUUUCUUCCCCCAACUCCCUUGCCUUACACAACGUGAUUGGCGAAAAAGCUUAUUUCCGGACCGAUUUCCAAAAGAGAUCCUUUAAUGUUUACUUUUGGCUGCCAAAAGCAAGAUUCAGGCAUCUGUAAUGAUGGGCCUCGUAUACUCUGGUGUAGCAACACUUCUAGAUCACUGGCUGUGUAUUAAUUUAACAAGCCUGUGGGUGUUUUGGGGUAUUGCUUUGUUUGUUUGUUUCCCCAGUCACUGCACUUAACACUUUUCUUAAACCCAAAAAGGAUACGGACUGUUACUAAAAACCUGCAUCGGCCAUUGGCAGUCCUGUUGAAACUCUCUGCCUGGUGGGAAAAGAAAGGCAAUGGCGAUUUCUGAUCAUUUUUCUUCUUCUGCUAAUGACAGUUUUAGGGAAUUUGCAUCCACUGGUCUUCUCCGUCACAGUAGAAGAUCCAUCGAGUUUGUAGCCUGGGCUCUUUCCUCCUCCUCGAGUGGCACCUUCCAUUUUGGAAAGCUGGCCAAGGCAAAUCUUGGAACUGGAUCCAAAUAGCUUGGAACUGUGUAUUUUGGUUUGUUAUUUAUAGUGCCUAAAGAAUGAUGGUGUAGGAGGGAAGGGUGCCUUGCAGUUUUGCUAUGAAUUCUCUGAUGUAUUAAUGGAAACUAAACUGUAGAAAUUCAUGCUAACCUUUUUUAAAAAUUAUCCUCAUACCCCAGUUGCCACUCUCUUGUUCAAAGGGCACAGUGUUUCUUUUCCGCAAGGACCUUGGGAACAAAGUCAGCCAACUUUUACACCUGGUUCCUCCAGAUAUAUGGUCAGGAUCCGAAGAGCUACGUUUUGCAUGCCUAUUUGUUAUGGAAAUCUCAGCUGGGGUUCCUGGAUGCUGGGGAGUUGCUACCUGGUUCUUGUCCCUUUUACAUUACGUUGCAGUUGGCCUGUCCUGAUGCAACCUCAUCUGAGAUUCUUUUUAAAAAUGCUAUGCUAACACCUGUGCCCUGACCUGGAUAGCCCAGGUGAGCCUGAUCUCAUCAGAUCUCAGAAGCUAAGCCAGGUCGGCCUUGGUUAGUAAUUGGAUGGAAGAUCUCCAACGAAGACGAAGGGUUGCAGAGGCAGGCAAUGGCAAACCACCUCUGAUAGUCUCUUGCCAUGAAAACCCUCCAGGGGUUGCCAUUAAGUCAGCUAUGACUUGAGGGUACCCCACACACACACUAACACCCAUAUCACUCCAGCUUCUCUGCUUCCAAGUUGCUUAUGCAGUUUGGCAAGGAAAAGAGAUAAGACUUGGGAGUUGCAAUACCUGAGGGUCCGACCCACAGAGCCCUGCAUUCAGGUCUCUUUGCAACCAUGCUUUGUGGCCUUCAGCGAGCCAUUCCUCUCUCAGGUGCACAAAUGCAGGAGAAUCAAGGGAGAGAAUGGUGAGCAGGCACUGGAUUCCAGCUCUGAAUAUCCUUUUGUAUAAAAACAAACAUGCUGAUAGAAAACCACAACAUGGAGAUGGGUUCUAUUCAUUUUGUUUGCUGGAUGAGAUGGUUUUCCAUUUGCAGGGAGUUUUUAACAUUGGGCAUUUAAAAAUGUGAUCCUCUACCCACAGUCUGAAUUAGGGAGUCCAGAUUACCACCCCGGGGUCUCUGCCACUUCGUUCCCCCGCAAAGGUGAACCAGGCGCAGCCGUGAUUCCCAGUAUGCAAGAGAGAGAAAAACUAGGUUACGAACUUUUUAGGAAGUUGUUACAAAGGUUAUGGAUAUCUGUGAAGCACUUCUCAGAUUUAGGAACAAUGCUACUUAAAUCUGGUGGGUUUGGGUGUGAACCUUACGCUAACAACACGAGGUUUGUUUGUUUUUAAAGCUAAUGAAUCCUCUCUACAUUGUAGUGGCCUGUUUGUAAAACACUUUGAGGUUUCAGCAAUUCCCGAGUACUUGGAAUAAACCUAGAUUUAAGUUCCA
Eublepharis macularius is the source of this 3387-nucleotide messenger RNA. RefSeq names its product Rab interacting lysosomal protein like 1 (gene RILPL1). Gene Ontology annotation, biological process: cilium assembly. The coding region runs from base 111 to 1376 and encodes 421 amino acids. Gene Ontology annotation, cellular component: ciliary basal body; cytoplasm. NCBI's taxonomy places the organism in Eukaryota, Metazoa, Chordata, Lepidosauria, Squamata, Eublepharidae. The transcript has 7 exons. Gene Ontology annotation, molecular function: protein dimerization activity. The record is from RefSeq and is a predicted model, not a curated record.